UAUUUGUCUUAUCCGCGUAGAUUUCCACCUUCUCCAACUGCUUUGCCGCGUAAAGCGAAAACCUUCAAAACCUCCCCUAAAUUAUCAUUCCAGAAAGAAGAUUACUACAGCUUCCAUAGAUAGAGAUUAAGAGGAAGAAGGAGGAGGAGGAGCCGAUCAGAAUAGUUUCAUUUUCCCGAUCGAAUCGUUUGCACGAAGAGAAUCUGUUCGACCGCCAUGAGUUUCCUAUUCGGCAAGAAGAAAACUCCCGCAGAACUCUUGCGGGAGAACAAGCGGAUGCUUGAUAAAUCUAUUCGAGAAAUAGAUAGGGAGAGACAGGGUUUACAAGCACAAGAGAAGAAACUAAUUAUGGAGAUAAAGAAAAGUGCUAAACAAGGGCAGAUGGGAGCUGUUAAGGUGAUGGCAAAAGAUCUCAUUAGAACGAGGCAUCAAAUUGAAAAGUUUUAUAAGCUGAAAUCUCAACUUCAAGGUGUUUCCCUAAGAAUCCAGACACUGAAAUCAACUCAAGCAAUGGGGGAAGCGAUGAAAGGCGUUACAAAGGCAAUGGGCACAAUGAAUAGACAGAUGAAUUUGCCAGCGCUGCAGAGAAUAAUGCAAGAAUUUGAGAUGCAAAAUGAGAAGAUGGAAAUGGUAAGCGAGGUGAUGGGUGAAGCCAUUGAUGAUGCCCUGGAAGGAGACGAGGAAGAAGAAGAAACCGAAGAGCUGGUGAACCAGGUCCUUGAUGAGAUUGGAAUUAAUAUUAAUUCUGAGCUUGUCAAUGCACCUUCCUCUGCUAUAGCUGCUGCCCCAGCAACAAAGAACAAUGUGCCUCAAGCUGAGGCAACUGGAAAUGAAGAUACUGGCAUAGACAGUGAUCUACAGGCCAGGCUAGACAAUUUGAGAAGGAUGUAAGGUCACUUGUGGAGAAACAUCAUAUGCAGCCUUUGUAAAUCUUUAAUUGAAAGUCACAAUAUAGUUAGUUUGACACAGUUCUAGGAUU
Messenger RNA from Ipomoea nil (Japanese morning glory), 979 nucleotides. RefSeq names its product vacuolar protein sorting-associated protein 2 homolog 1-like. Bases 217 to 891 code for a protein of 224 amino acids. NCBI's taxonomy places the organism in Eukaryota, Viridiplantae, Streptophyta, Magnoliopsida, Solanales, Convolvulaceae. The transcript has 5 exons. Gene Ontology annotation, biological process: protein transport; endosome transport via multivesicular body sorting pathway; late endosome to vacuole transport. The record is from RefSeq and is a predicted model, not a curated record. Gene Ontology annotation, cellular component: ESCRT III complex; multivesicular body.